AUGAAAGAAAUCUCGGAGAUUUAUAUUUAUCCCGUGAAAUCAUGCAGAGGAAUUAAAGUUAACUCAUGGAAAGUAAAUGAAUAUGGAUUUAAAUAUGAUAGGUUUUGGAUGGUGGUUGAUGAUCAGUAUAGUUUCUUAACUCAACGUGAAUAUCCAAAUCUUGCACUCGUUAUACCUACCAUUCAAGAAAAUGAUGAUGAUGGUGGUGAAUUAAUAUUAGAAAACCCAAAAAAUGAACAAAAAUUAAUAUUGCCACUUUUACCAAAUAAGGAAGGUUAUGCCAAAUGUUUAGUUAAAAUACAUGAUGAUGUUACAAUGGCAUUUGAUUGUGGUGAAGAAUCAUCCAAAUGGAUUUCAGAUUAUUUAGGGGCUAAAGUUAAAAUUGUAUUUAAAUCAACAGAAGAAUCAAGAUUAAUUGGAACAAAUCUUCCUCCAAAGGAUGAACUUUUAAAACAACCUGAAACAGCAUUUGCGGAUGUUUUUCCAUUUUUAAUUCUAAGUGAAGAAUCCUUAUCGGAUCUUAAUAAAAGAUUAACAACAUCGGUUACUUGUCGUAAUUUUAGGCCAAAUAUCGUAAUAAAAGGGUGUGAAAAACCUUAUGAAGAAGACAGAUGGAAAAAAAUCAUGAUAAGUGAUAAUUUAUUUUACGUGGUUACCAAGUGUCCUCGUUGUGUCAUGACUACGAUCAACCCCGAGACUGGUAAAAAGGAAGGAUUGGAACCAUUAAAAACUUUACAAUCUUAUCGUAGGGUUGAUCCAGGUGUAAAAUAUAGGGGUUGUUUUGGAAUGAAUGCUAUUCAUAAUAAACCAGGUAUUACUCUUAAUAUUGGGGAUCAGGUUAAGGUAAUUGCAACAGGAGAACAUAUUCGUGAGGUUUAA
Molecule: messenger RNA, 879 nt
Organism: Funneliformis mosseae
Lineage: Eukaryota; Fungi; Glomeromycota; Glomeromycetes; Glomerales; Glomeraceae
Source: the annotation of a GenBank genome assembly